CCGUGAUGGAACGACCGUUUCCGUUGCUCACUUCAGUAGUCAAGUGUUGCCGGGUAUAAUCUCUGUGCACCCUCUCCCCUUCUUUUUGGGUGCCCCUUUGCCGUUCCCCAAUCGCUUGUCUGACCUAAGUGAUGAACUAAAGCGACCGGCCGAAGGGUGUGUUCGUGUUGCGAGACGUGUGUGCGUAACGUGCGGGGGUAAAUAGUACCAGCAGUAACAGCACUAGUUGUUUUUUUUUCUCUCUAUAUUUUGGUUGGUUUCGUUUUUGAGUGUGUCACAUGCAACCCCCGGGUCGUAAUCUGUACUGUAUUGUUGUCCGCAGACACGCGAGUAACACUACGCGCUGCUCCCGUGACACGGUGCGAAUUUAAUUACCGAUAAUCCUUUCGAGUUGCAAUUGCUCCGUGGUGGACGCCCGUCGAGUAGACUGCGGGACUGUUUCUGGCUCCUGUUGGAACAGGAAGACUUGGUCAGGCGUGAUGUGCUUGUAUCGCGUGGUGGCAAUUGAGUUCCAAUUGGAAGAAAUGUGAUUUUGGUGGGACAAAGUUCCGGAGUUCGGUGUGCGAUAGGACAGACAAGUGGCAGCAAGAAUAAGUGCAAUUUUUUCGUAGCGACGGGUUAAUUUCGGAUUGGGCAGCUUCCGUGGUGGUGUGUUUUGUGUGGUAGCAGUAUGCAGUAAAAUGGCUACAAUUAUGUCACACAAUUUGCCGCUGAUACCGUUGCCUCUGAAGGCUACGACCGCAGCUGCCCUGGCGAAAACUACUGCCGGGCUGAUGAUGUCCGGAUUGCUGGUGAAGCAUCCGGUUGAGGAUGUUUUUGGGCAUGGACCGUCCAUUGGGCUGGCACCGACGGAUCGGAGCAGUCCGGAUAUGGCGAGCGAGGCCCGAUCAAGUCCCGAAUCGUUGAUGAUGCAGCAGCGCGAGCGGGAGGAUGAUCGGAUGAGUUGUUGCAGCGAGGACAGCGAACUAUCGGUGGGUCAGGAGGGGCUCGAUGAGAACGAUAAAACUAUGAACAGUGACGAGAAGUUAAGUGUGGCAAGUACUUGCUCUAGGCUGGGAGGUGCGAUGGACGUGGAGAAGAUGAUUGAUCGACAAAGUGUGGGUGACGAAAUGAGUAACGAUUCUUCUCGGUACUCAAGCUCGAAGGAACCGUCGGAAGAUUUUCUGAAAAUUCCGGUGAUGCGCCCUAGUCCCACCCGAUUGCACGAGGAGUUCCUAAGAAAUUCGCAGCUGUACGCAGAGGAGCUGAUGCGGCAGCAGAUGCAGAUCGUGGCAGCAGCGAGAGGAUUAAAUCUAAGCCCAAAACCGCUGGAUCCAACGCUUGGAUUGGUCUCGAGACUGCAGGAAGCUCGAAGUCCCGGCAGAAUAGGCUUCACGGAGGAGCAGAAACUUGGAUUUCGACCGCACAUUCGGGGGGUUGGGGAAUUCUACCAAGACCCUAACCGAUGGUCGGAUGAGCGGAGUGUUCGUUCACCGCCAGAGUCGUCCUCCUUCCGAGGCAUUCACUCCCACUUGAGUGCCAUUUCGCAAAUAACGCAGAACCUUAACAGCGACCUCAGUAAGCUAACUUCCCCGUCCAGUCUGUCCAGUGUUGCCUCGCGCGAGAGCUCUCAAUCACCUCCCCAAGCUCAAGCACACUUGCUGCAGCUUAACAACAACAUUGCGCUUAACGAUCAGAAUCUCAAGUUCAGCAUCGACAAUAUCCUGAAGGCGGACUUUGGCCGUCGGAUAACCGAACCGUUGAAGCGGAGUGGCAAAAGCUAUGCGAAAAAGCCGUCGGUGACGGUGGAGAAGUCAAACGCGGCGAUAGAUUUGACCGCCGCGGAAAAACUAGUUGUGACUAAUGGCACCUAUGCGAACAAUGGUUCCAAUGGGUCCAGUGUUGCCAGCCGAAGUUAUAACAGCAGUAGUUCUAGUGCUAGUGGAAGUGAAAUUGAAAUCCCUGCAUCUCCCCAGCCUCCGAGCAAACCGAGUGAAGGAGGAGGUAGUGGUGGUGGUGGUGGUGGUGGCGGCGGCAGCGGAAGCAGCAGUGGAGGAAGCGGUGGCCCGAUGGUGUGGCCGGCCUGGGUCUACUGUACCCGCUACAGCGAUCGUCCUAGUUCAGGCAGAAGUAAGUGUCACCUCUGAUUGUAUUGUCGUUUCCGCCGGGUCUGGUCCAUUCUCGUGAAUCACUUCUACGGCAGACGGAAAACGUGUGAGUCCACGAGCACGCAAACCAAAGAAGAGUCCCAGCGAGAAGGCACCGGUGAACACCAGCGCUACUGCCCUGGCGGACGACAAACGACCCCGGACGGCUUUUAGUGGGCCACAGCUG
Toxorhynchites rutilus septentrionalis is the source of this 2313-nucleotide messenger RNA. RefSeq names its product homeobox protein invected-like. Gene Ontology annotation, molecular function: RNA polymerase II cis-regulatory region sequence-specific DNA binding; DNA-binding transcription factor activity, RNA polymerase II-specific. Gene Ontology annotation, cellular component: nucleus. The record is from RefSeq and is a predicted model, not a curated record. Gene Ontology annotation, biological process: regulation of transcription by RNA polymerase II; neuron differentiation. The transcript is spliced from 3 exons. The coding region runs from base 681 to 2126 and encodes 481 amino acids. Lineage: Eukaryota; Metazoa; Arthropoda; Insecta; Diptera; Culicidae.